Entamoeba invadens IP1 is the source of this 348-nucleotide messenger RNA. RefSeq lists its product as hypothetical. The record is from RefSeq and is a predicted model, not a curated record. Lineage: Eukaryota; Evosea; Mastigamoebida; Endamoebidae. The transcript has a single exon. Bases 1 to 348 code for a protein of 115 amino acids.
AUGAACGCUACAAGAUUUAAUAAGCUCAAAUUGGAAACAAGUUACCAAGCCGAAUUCAAAAGCCGAUGCCUGAAAAGUCGUACUAAGAAGAUUCAAACCCAACCGAAGAAGUCACUUUUAAAAAUUUCAAUGGAAGUUGUAGAGGAAACAACACAGUUGCAGAUAAUCCCCAAACUUCGCAUGUACGGAGUUGAAGAAGAGAUCGCUUCUAUAUUUUCUGAAAUUGGAGGUGAACCGUUUAACUUUAUUUCGCUCGGGUCUGUAGAAGUUCGCUCGAAAUUAAUUCACGAAGAAUUCUCGUUUGAGCGAUUUGAACGUUCGAAUGCGCCUUCACUUCAUGAGUCCUAA